AUGUACCGACCUGGGCAGACCUUCCUCUUGCUUUCUCUACAGCUUUCCUUGUGUCUGGGCGACCGCCUUGGUCCGACCUAUCCCCCACCUCUAGACCUUAGCAGUGAAGACAGUCUCGUUCCAUCAGCAUGGCAGGAAGUCACCAGCGUGCUCAACUCAUACCUUGACAAGACCAUUGAGGACCCGGCUGUCGCGACAGCACUCACCGGUCUGGAGAAUGUCACCUUCUCGAUUGGAGCUUUCUCACUCCACGACCCAGCCGUCAGCGAGGAUCUGCAGUACCACUACUCAUCGCCAUUCACCACUAAGUCCACCAAUGGCACGAAGAAGGUCGAUGCCAACACCAUUUACCGCGUCGCCAGCAUCACAAAGCUCUUCACUGUCUAUGCAGCCCUCCUCAGUUUGACAGAAGAGCAAUGGUACACGCCCCUGAACGAGUGCGUGCCCGAACUUGCCGCCUAUCUCGAAUCUCAACCGGAGGGAGCACUCAUGGCCACACCAUGGGAUGAAGUCACGCCUUGGUCCCUCGCCAACCAAAUCAGCGGCAUAGCCCGCACUCCCGUGGUCGGAGACCUCCUCGCCUCACCAAACCUGACCGAGCCCGUUAGCACCCUCCUCAACAUCGGCCUGCCCCUUAAUCCUGGCUUCCUGGCUGCGCUUAACGACUCUGACUUCACCGGAGCCACAGCACUUACCAGCGCACUCUACGCAAAGCUCGCCGCACCACAACCGCCUACUUACCUCCCCUGGACCACACCCAUGUACACCAAUAACGGCUUCGCCAUGCUUGGCGUCGCCAUCACCAACCUCCUAGGCGGCAAUCUAUCCUACAACGGCCUCAUUCAAUCGACCAUCUCGGACCCCCUUGGCCUUGAUUUCACUGGCUCUGUGCCUCCAACCACAGAAGCUGACAUCGCCCGCUCUGCCAUCGCCAACCCAACAUACUUCUUCACACCUGACGGCCCUAUUUCCUUCUCAGGCGGCAUCCUCUCCACUAUCUCCGACCUUUCCCUCCUAGGUAUCUCAAUCCUCAACUCCACCCUCCUCUCCCCAGCCCAAACCCGCCAAUGGCUACACCCAACCUCCCACACAGCCAGCGUACGGCACAGUGUCGGCGCGCCCUGGGAGAUCUUCCGGUGGACUUCCCCAUUGACAGGCAAAGUCGUCGACCUGUACACCAAAUCAGGCAACUCCGGCGACGCGACUUCCCACUUUAUUCUCAUUCCGGACUACGGCUUUGGUUUCAGCUACCUCUCACUUGCACCGGCCGAGGUAACGCAACGACCUACCGUGAUCAAUGUCAUCCUCGACCUCAUCGUCGACUCCCUCCUGCCCGCACUAGAAGCACAAGCCGCAGCGGAAGCACAAGCGAACUUCGUCGGGACAUAUACCACUUCCGCAGACUCCCCAGUCAACGCCACUAUCAAGGUAGGCUGGAACGAGUCCACCGCCGCAGGCGCAGCCCCUGCCCUCAGUCUGCUGGAAUAUACUUACAACAAUACUGACCUGCUGUCCCUCUUCCUGCCCAAGGACACCAAGCCACGCCUCCUGCCCACGAUUUUAGCAGAAGAAUGCGGGCCAACGGGGAAAGUCGCGUUUGAGUGGUCCGCGAACCCGAACGUUCCGGCGGGUUUGUUUCAGAGUAUCUACAAGAACAAUCUGGACUGGCUGGGUACAGCAGGAGUCACGUGGAGCGGCGUCUCGGUCUCGAGCUUUGUCUUCGACGUCGACGCAGAACGCAAAGCUACUGCUGUGACGGCGGAGAUUUUCGAGGGGUUGCAGCUGCAGAGGGUCCAGGAAUAG
Molecule: messenger RNA, 1803 nt
Organism: Cyphellophora attinorum
Lineage: Eukaryota; Fungi; Ascomycota; Eurotiomycetes; Chaetothyriales; Cyphellophoraceae
Exons: 1
Coding region: 1-1803 (600 amino acids)
Source: RefSeq, a predicted model, not a curated record